AUGCAACAGUCAGCAGAAGAUGCCGCUGCUGAGCUGCAACGGCGCAAUAUGCCGUCGUCUACGACUAUUUUCCAGUUUCGACGACAGUCAGAGGAUCGUGGCGUUGUCUCCAAGUCAUCGGGGCGAUCAAGUUCUUCCACACCGAGAAAUGUCAUCGUGCCAGACUUGACAGACAUUGGUGAAGCUGCACUCCCAACUGCGCCACCUGAGGAAAAUAUCCCCGUGUCUGGGCCAGCGAAGAAGUAUCUUCAGACUGGUAACUCUCGUGCUCCACCCGUUGAACCUAAGCACAAGGUCAGCACACGGGUCAUGGCACCUGGUUCGUUGCGUGGUAAAGUCCAUUUCUAUUGUGGCGAUGGUAAAGCAGCAGUCGGCGCAGUGCGCAGUGCAAGACGAGCAUUAGGUCAUCUUUCGUUGCAGCAGGGUAUAGCGUUCUUGAUGCUGUUGGCGGGGAUGCUGUCUGAGUCAGGCACCCCAGCUCCGCGUUACAACGUUCCGAUUGCCAUCGCUCUCAUCUUGCUACCAGCAGCAGAAGACGACGGCUUACAACGUGAACAUCACCGCAUGUACAUUACCGGACUGGCCUUGGCCACUGCUCUUGACUUCGUGUGGCUCAUGCGUCCACAAGAAGGAGCGUUCAAUGGAUACUUUGUGGAAAGCUCCAAGAGCUUCACCGAUGUAGGAAUCGCGUUUUGUUCCCUCGCCAAGAUCAGCCUCAUCUUCUGCAACUACUUGGAGCUCGUCGAUACGGAGCCAUUUCUUGAUGAAGACAGCGAAGAGGCUCGUAAAGCACCGGCAAUUCUACCACCCAGCUUCCGUCUGUGGGAUAAACUCAAGUUCUUCUUCCCCAGACGCACACUGCCGAAACGUGCACAGCUGAGUCUUGAAGUGCUGCAUCGUGUGUUAGUACUCGCGUGGAUACACCUUAUCUGUGGUAUCCUCCUGCUUGGCCUUGGACUUAUUGGGACUGUGUGGUAUUCCGGACGCACGCAGUUUCGAGUUCACCCUGUUGGCAUCCCGCUCUAUAUCAUGCUGCUACUUAAGUCAGCUACGACGUUGUUAACAUACUUAACAGUCUCCCAUCGGAUCAACUAUGACGCUUGUCUCGAGCUUUACGGUUUGCGCUCGCGUGACUCCAACACCCGAGUACGACAAGUGGACGGUGUGCAGAUUCGUCUACCUCAGGAACCCGUUCUAGCCUACAACCGAGCAUGGCUACAUCGUGUUCAGCGUGCAAAGGCUGUUGACGGGAUAGCAGGCGGCUAUCUCUUGCUUGUCUUCUACGCAGCUCUACGUAGCGGACAAGUAGUAGGCGGACGAGGCGUCCCCGCGAUGUUAGCUUGCAUAGCGCUGGUUCAACUCGUACUGGACGUGUGGACGCCACUGCUUAUCUUGGUGGCCGGACGUUGUGGCUCAGCAUUGUAUACACUUCAUCAUCAAGGAAUACCCGGGACGGAUCCCCUUUUCCCGCCUCAACUUCGGUGGGAUGACAGCGAUGAAGAUGACAGCGAUGAUAGCGACAGCAGUGACGAUGACAGCGAGUCAGAUAGCGACUCUAAUGGCGAUCACUCGUUUCACUCGUCUUCAUCCAGUGGAGAUGCCGACAGGGCGCCAGCCGAAAGACGAGAACGGAGAUUACGUCAUCGACAACGGCGACUGGAAGACCUGCGAGCAAGUCCACGUGAACCUCAGUUGCCCAUUGUAGACGCGGACGCUGUCGCAGGUAAUCAAACAGCACGUAGUGCUCGUGACAUUGCCACUGCUCGGGAUAUCGUUGACAGUGCCAACAGUUCUGGAACGGGAGUGUGGGUUCGUCACUGGCAUGAGGCAUCAAAGAGGGCUUACUUGGUGCACUCAAUCACCAAUGAAGCAGUUUGGGAAGCUCCGAAACAGUCAACCACACCACCGAUGUCAGCCCGGCUGCCAGCAUCGACUAGAGAAUCUGUCAGACUCGACAGCGCUCGUCUCACUCCUGACAGCGCUCGCUUCACUCCUGCAUCGUUCGAUAAUCACUGGAAGGACUUGGCUGAUGGCGGUGGCUUUAACUGCCGAGUCUCCCGGAUCCCCGAAAUGGCCAUCCUCGGUCGACACCUACACGAGCACGAAUUUAUUGUCGUCUCUGACGGUCUUGGUGUCUCCCAGCAACGAACAGUCUUGUUUUACGCUGAAGACUUUGAAGACGAUGAGGAUUCAGACCUCAUGUUCAUGGGCGAGUUCGUCUUCGAUAGUCUCAGUCUCAAGCUACGUGCUCGCUUCCGCUGUUCUGAACCUGAGCAAAUUGUCCAGUUCGUGAAAAGGUUACAACUCAAGGAGAUCGUGGGCGCUUAUGCCCCCUGCGACUGA
Messenger RNA from Phytophthora infestans T30-4, 2343 nucleotides. RefSeq lists its product as uncharacterized. The record is from RefSeq and is a predicted model, not a curated record. The coding region runs from base 1 to 2343 and encodes 780 amino acids. Lineage: Eukaryota; Oomycota; Peronosporomycetes; Peronosporales; Peronosporaceae. The transcript has a single exon.